Molecule: messenger RNA, 1428 nt
Organism: Anopheles darlingi
Lineage: Eukaryota; Metazoa; Arthropoda; Insecta; Diptera; Culicidae
Exons: 8
Coding region: 1-1428 (475 amino acids)
Source: RefSeq, a predicted model, not a curated record
AUGGUAAACCGUCAUCCAUUCCUAGCUGUUCUAGCACUUUUCCUAGCAAUUUUAGUGACUUGCAAUGGUGAAACGGGCCAGCAUGAUGUCGCUAAGAGUCGCCAGAAGCGAAUCGUGUUCCCUCUCAACGCUGCCAUGGGAAUCAUUUUUGCAAUCGCGCUUCCGCUUGGGAUACCGGAUCGCAACAUUUUCGUUUCGUACAACUUCGAGGGCAACUACAACAAUCCUGCCGAUGCCAAUAUAUUCUCCGAAGGAUUUGCCAAUUAUAUUAAAGGCGUAGUGGAACCCUUAACGGCCCCUUCGCGACCAGUGGAGGACUAUGGUAUACGAAGAAGAAGUGUUUCAAAAAGUCAGAGAACAGCCUAUCGGCCUCAAAUUACUCGAAAACAUAUCUACAGGAUGCUGCUGAAACACUUUCAAAGUCAAAAUUUCAAUGGGACGGCAUGCCUACAAAGGAUCAUCUGUGAAGCUGCGUUGCAUCCGUUCGAUGAGCCGAACGGAUUGGUCGGUGAUUUGACACAGAUAAUAUUGAGCCCCUCGAUAUCAAGGGAUGAGAACAUACCCAAGGAGUACCUAGUCGCGGAAGUGAUGGGAAGCAAUGGCUCGUGUGCCCAGUAUCAAACCGGAUGCCCAAAGGAUCCAUCCAGAUCGCUCCUCAUCGUUGGGAUUGGUGUUCCGGUGCAGGAAAUACCGCACUCGGUCGUGUUCGGUUGGGUUUUGAAGGCUCAGUAUUAUCUGCCCUCUAAACCCGGUGACUACGAACCGGUCAAUGUGGAGAACUGGAACGAUAGCCGUCGAGCAUUUCCGGAACCACGAGCUCGCCGUGCGGUGGAACGGUACGAAGUGGAUAAUGUGUCGAUCCGUGUGGAACCGCUGCAGCCAUCGGAACCUGCCAAGCAACAGGACGAUGGAUUCGAUGAUGAUCUGCUCAUGGAUGAUGCUGAUGAGUUUACUGGGGCGGAUGAAAGUAAAGCAACCGAUGGUGAUACUAAGGCGAGUGAAGCAGAAGAGCACUCUUCCGGCACACCGGAACCGGGAUGCAAUGCCGAGCAGAGUAGAUGGUCGGUAUACCGUGCCAUCGAAACGAUGAGUGAGGGUUAUGGCUUUGGAGGAAGGCCCUGUAUGCUGCGGACCAUCUGUGAGGCUGCCGAGGCUCAAUUUACGCACACUGGCGGAGUGUUUGCUGAGCUGCUGCAUGUUAUGUUGAGUCCCUCGUCUACCAAUGAACCGACGUCAGACCAUCGUGACAACGAGUAUUUUCGAGCUGAACAAUUGGGUCGCUCUGGGGCACCGUGUGCUACAAUCUUCCGGGAGUGCUCCACUUCCCUGCUGGAUAUGUUCUCGGGCAUACACGAUAGCCCAUUCCGAACGGGUGCGUCAUCGUUCGGUGUACCUCAGCCCAGUUUCCUGCAUCCAGCGAUGCGAUGA